AUGUAUGAAAACUUAAGAAAUGUUUUUGAGAUUGAUGAAAGCGGCGACGGAAACGUGGAUAUUGUUAACGUGGAAUUAAGGAGAGCAUUGACACUGACUGCAGCUGAUCUCCGCUUUAUUGAUUUCAUCUUGAAAGAAGUGGAAGCCAACGCAAAAUCUCCAAGUUGGGAAGGAAGUGACGAUUGGGUGCGGCUUCAAACGAGGGCUUAUCUGUUGUCUCUGAUUGCUACCGUCAGCGCUGAUUUGAAGGACACUCUGAAUGAUUUCAACGAUGCUUUUGUUGCCGAGUGGAAGAUCAGCAACAACUAUCGUGUGUGGUCCAGUGGCAAUUAUCCAGAUCUAGUAAGCGCCGUGCCGGGGUACAUUUUGCCAGCGUUAACUUUUUUUUUUCUGAUACUUCCCCUGGGAAUAUUUUCUUUUUAA
Molecule: messenger RNA, 423 nt
Organism: Gongylonema pulchrum
Lineage: Eukaryota; Metazoa; Nematoda; Chromadorea; Rhabditida; Gongylonematidae
Source: the annotation of a GenBank genome assembly